AUCACGAAUCUUUCCAAGUGCUACGAUACAGCAAUCUUGGAAACGUGCUUUGACUGUAGGAUGGAUAGUUUGGACAACUCUGGAGGCGCAGCUUUCACAAUGUCAUCUACUGUAAGAUCUCGGCUGUUCUUCCACGCAGUAGUUUCCGGAUCCAGAUUCACGUUCUGAGAAAGUGCGGAGUCCAGGAACGUCGUUGAUGAAACGGGUGUGGGUGGAGUACCAGCGGAAGAAGCUUGAGAAGAGAUGUUAUCUUUCAUAUUCCCGGAGUAAGGUGUGAAAGAAACACGCUUCCUCUGUUCUUGAUUAGACCGUUUAUGCUGAGAUCUGCAUCGAGCCAGUUUCAAAAACCAGUUCCUGCAGAAAGAACAUUGAUGAAGACGCAAGUAAGCGAUAAAAUCAGCCGGAAGGAGAUUAGGAUUGUGAACUAGCAGAAUAUAGCAAAAAACGCGCUAGCUGAGCGGUGCCAGACACUCUGCAGGACUAGAUUCAGAACGAAACAUCGAGCGACAGAGGGAGAAACAGCAAAAGGAGCAGACGCAAAAUUUGAAUCUCACGCGGUCAUUAUCCGGGGCGCUUUUAUUAUGAGUGAGGUAGUUGUCACUAAAUACUUUGGAAGCAAAAAGAGCAAAAGUUACAAAUACGUCUUCAUCUGUAUCAGUGGGUACAACUUCGUCAUGUGGGGACACAGCAUUGCCGAUGCGGCGUGUCGUUCCGACAUCGAUAACGCAGCCAUUGUUGGUUAUCAGGUUUGGGAAUUCUUCGAUCCUGUAUUUGGAUCAGCAAUCGUAUUUUUUAGGAUCUUGUCAGGUUGUUUAUUUAUUUCUCUUGCUUUUCAUUCAAAUGAUUCUCCAGAAGAUGAGAACGCUGAACCACAAUACGAUCGUUUUCACACUCCCAUUAAUAGAAACGAUGAAGAAAACAUUGUGGGAAUAAUUAAGUUUAUGACAAGCAAUCGAAACGUCCGAAAACAAACUCUAACAAUUUUCAAUGAUCCUGAAGCCACUACUACUGACCUUUAUUUCUCUGCACAAACUGAACGCUUUCAUCGCAACACUAUUCGAAGCUAUUACGGGUCUGUUUUCGUCGUCCUGUUUGCUGUCGUUCCUUUUGUUACUUACGACACACUCGCUCGUCAUGUCGGAAAGCCACAAGAUAGUAAACCGAAAUAUGCCGUGGAGCUUACCAUAAACAUAUUGUUGAUUGUUUUGAACGGAUGGUAUAUCAUUUCAUGUGGAUGGUGUCCGAAAAAAAAGAAAAAUGGUGAUAAUACAAUGAAGUCGAACACUGCUAACUACGCAUGCAACUUUUGCAAAAAUAUUAAAGAGACAUGGAAAAAGAAGUUCCACUUUAAUGCAGAAUUCUGGAUAUUUCUCGUUUUCACUGUUUCGGCUAUUAUCUUUAACAUAUUAUUGGCUAAAGUUGAAGGCGGACAAGAUCUUGCAACAGACAUUACUGCCAUUAUCGCUGUUAUUUUGCAGUCUGUGUUUGUCUUCUGGACAGCUCUCGUUCCUAGUACGUUGGAGUUAACGUUAUUACGACGAGGACACCGCCAUCAUAGCUUCAGUUGUCUGUUAUUAUCCCUACUGUUUGCAAUCACUGUGGGUGCACUAGCCGUUGACAUAGAGAGAGAGCAUUUCGGUUCUACUGUUCACCAUUACUCGUUUCUUAGAGCUUUAGCACCCCUGAUGGUUGACUUUCGAGUUCACGCUGCUAUUCUAACGUACAGUGUGCUGUCAGAAUUUUUUCAGCAACGAUUUACGAAACGUGAAAUUAAAGACAAGGGAAUAUUCGAACAAGUAAGUGGCUCGUUGACAGAAGAACCUGAAUGUUUCAGGACUGGAUGCAAACGAGACGACUGCAAAGUGUUCUGGAAAUGCACAAACAACAAGUGUAAUUCUGGGGCUUACUGCAACAAGUGCUUUACAAACUUUAUCGUAAAACUCGGCUUUUGUCCCACUUGCUCUCUCAAAGUGGAUUCGGACUCGUGUCAAACACCUCCGCCAUUACGACCACCUUCGUCAUCAUCGCAAACAUCUUUGCUGGAUGAUGUAGGUGAAGUGCCCCAUUAUGGAAGCGGCGUGAUUUGACUCAUACAUGUAUGACGUUGCUUUGCCGGUUUGAAUUCGGACUGGACUGCUUUCUAGCCUAGAUAAGCAACACGUUUUAAUUACAAGCUGUUUAUUUAGUUCGUGUUUUAGCUUGCUACGUGAUGUUUAUGCGCUGCUUUUAGUAAAUGGUUAUCAAACAUUAUUCGUCUGUAAAUGUAUGUAUCAUAUACAUGGCAAAUACUAGCGUUUCUGUUCAGUUCGCGCGAAAAAGAGGACAAUAAAUCAUAA
This is a messenger RNA of Corticium candelabrum, 2336 nucleotides long. RefSeq lists its product as uncharacterized. The coding region runs from base 582 to 2087 and encodes 501 amino acids. NCBI's taxonomy places the organism in Eukaryota, Metazoa, Porifera, Homoscleromorpha, Homosclerophorida, Plakinidae. The transcript has 2 exons. The record is from RefSeq and is a predicted model, not a curated record.